AUGCUAUUGUCAUCCUUAUUCAUUACUUUUAUUGUCGCCAUUUCAACUGAUGCGGCAUUUGUUUGUCCGAGACCAAAUGGUUUUUUUAGUGAUGCAUCAUCAUCAAAGAUGUUUUAUCACUGUUUCAAUUCGAUUCCAUAUCAUAAACCAUGUCCUUCUGGAUUGUCCUGGUCACAAGUUCGAGAACGAUGUGUUUUUAUGUCUUCUCCAAUUGAACCAGUUGAACCAGUAGAAGAAAUAACAAAUGGUUGUUCUAAAGGAAAUCCAUGUCAAAAUGGUGGCUCAUGUGAACCUUCGGGCAAAGAUGAUUUGUUUUGCUUAUGUACGGAAAAUUAUUAUGGCUCUCGAUGUGAACAUGUUGGUGAAGGAGCUGAUUUAAGUAUAUUAGAAAGCAUUAUCAGUGGAAAUAAUAAUAAUUAUGAACAUGUUGUUGAAAAUGUUCUUAGUAGAAAUAAUUGGACUGAUAUUUUGGCUGUUGUUGAUGUAACGGGUUCAAUGCAACCAUGUGCAGCUGCUGUUUAUAAAUGGAUGAAAUUAUCUCAAGAUAAAACAAAGAAUAUUAGAUAUUAUGUAUUCUUUAAUGAUGGUGAUGACAAAUCAAAUUUAGCUAAGAAAAUUGGUUCAACUGGUGGUAUUUAUGAUAUGGCUGCUAAUAAUCUAAAUAAAGUCUUAGCAACAAUGCAAUCGGCAAUGAAAAAUGGUAAUGGUGGUGAUAUUCCAGAAAAUGAUAUUGAAGCAAUUCUACACGGUAUUGAAAUGUGUCCUACAUGCACGAAUAUUAUUCAUAUUGCUGACAAUAGAGCAACACCACGUGAUUUAGUUUUAUUAAGUCAAGUAAAAAAACCUGUUAAAGUUUUGACUUGUCAAGUUGAUGUAGCUGGUGUAAAUCCUCAGUUAUUAAAUAUUGCUGAUAAGACUAGUGGAUCAUUGCAUACACUUGAUGAAGAUGUUGUUAAUUUAUCAGCAAUUCCUGUUGGUGAAAAAAUUACCAUUGGACGACGUACUUAUCGACGUACAUCAAGUGGUUUCGUUGUGGUUUAG
Rotaria sp. Silwood2 is the source of this 1041-nucleotide messenger RNA. The record is from the annotation of a GenBank genome assembly. NCBI's taxonomy places the organism in Eukaryota, Metazoa, Rotifera, Eurotatoria, Philodinida, Philodinidae.